Molecule: messenger RNA, 558 nt
Organism: Mus musculus (house mouse)
Lineage: Eukaryota; Metazoa; Chordata; Mammalia; Rodentia; Muridae
Gene: H2ac8
Product: H2A clustered histone 8
Exons: 1
Coding region: 113-505 (130 amino acids)
Cellular component (GO): chromosome; nucleosome; nucleus
Molecular function (GO): structural constituent of chromatin; protein heterodimerization activity; DNA binding
Source: RefSeq, marked reviewed
ACACAUCAGCUUUUCCACUUCCAUGUACGAGUAUAAGUAGCUUCUCGUCUGGCCUUUUAGUACCGCUUCGUUGUAAUUCUUUGCAAUUAUAAUUUCCUACCUUCUUGCGUCAAUGUCUGGACGUGGCAAACAGGGUGGCAAGGCUCGCGCCAAGGCCAAGACCCGCUCCUCCCGGGCCGGCCUGCAGUUUCCCGUGGGCCGCGUGCACCGGCUGCUCCGCAAAGGCAACUACUCGGAGCGCGUGGGCGCCGGCGCCCCGGUGUACCUGGCGGCCGUGCUGGAGUACCUGACGGCCGAGAUCCUGGAGCUGGCGGGCAACGCGGCCCGCGACAACAAGAAGACGCGCAUCAUCCCGCGCCACCUGCAGCUGGCCAUCCGCAACGACGAGGAGCUCAACAAGCUGCUGGGCCGCGUGACCAUCGCGCAGGGCGGCGUCCUGCCCAACAUCCAGGCCGUGCUGCUGCCCAAGAAGACCGAGAGCCACCACAAGGCCAAGGGGAAAUAAGAUCUUUCUUCUAAUCUCGUAAAAAAAACAAAGGCUCUUUUCAGAGCCAUUCA